CCGCUCAUCGCUUAACGUUGGGUUUUACAUCCUCCUCUUCAAGCUCCACCACACAUACCUUCUAUCACCGGCAGUCCUCACCCACUUAUCAAUAUGUCUACGUCUACCUCCGCCGUCGCCGGCGCGUCUCGAGAGAUCACGCCGCCGCCUGCCCAGCCACCGACUCCGCCUGCCGGCAAUGAGAAGUUCCAGUUCGUUGAUCAGAUAGUCCAGUGGAUUGAGCAAAUCGACGAAGGGACACAUAGCCAUAAAGAGGCGUGGACCCAGUUCCAGUUUGUUGAAGGGGAGUUCGACGAGCUACAGCGACGCCUCGAGAGCUCGGAAUCCUGGGGAUUUUAUCAAGACAAGAUUCGCGACGAGUACGAUACUCAGACCCGGGAAUAUGCCGUCCGUAGGCCUACGAACAUCGGCGAGUCUUUCAUCAGGAGGCUGGAUACGGAGCUGUAUCGGUGGAGGAGCGACCUUUGCACACACGCUGCCAGCGAGACAGUCCAAAAAUUUGCUAGCGCCAUAAUCGACAUAGGGCACGCUACAAUCACCUUGCGAGAUGGUACCUAUUUCUCACCCGACAUUCAGUGCGCGCGCAAGGGGGAUCGUAUACCUUCCAUAAUCAUCGAAGUCGCAUACAAGCAACCACCCAAGAACCUGGAGAAAAUGGCCGUCAAAUAUCUGUUGCGCUCUAAUGAGUCCGUCCAAGUAGUCGUCGGCAUUGAUCUCAAAGAUGAAGCCACCCGGACGGCCACAAUUUCCGUUUGGAGGAGGCAACUCAUCGACGACGAACUAGUGGUAACUGCAGAACUCAAAGACCAGGAGAUUCGCGACAAUACUGGUAGCCCCACAGCCAAUGAGCCCCUCCGGAUCCGCCUCAGAGAUUUCGCCAAGGAUGAGACGUGCGAUAUCGAACUGGGAAGCGAGGACGCGGAAUUCGUCAUGACCAUGGCCCAACUAUGUGAGAUGUUGAAUAAAGUAGAAGAGGUCGAGGCUCAGCUCAGAGCCUUGCAGGAAGCAAAAGAGCCUAUGCCGAGGAUGGAGAUCAGGGGGUAUAUCGUCAACGGAAUGCGUCUCAGCCGGGAGGAAUACCUUGCACGGGAAGAAAGGCUAUACGGUCCACAAGGAGAGUACUCAAAUGCCGGGAACUGCUAG
Mytilinidion resinicola is the source of this 1143-nucleotide messenger RNA. RefSeq lists its product as uncharacterized. The record is from RefSeq and is a predicted model, not a curated record. The transcript has 3 exons. Bases 94 to 1143 code for a protein of 349 amino acids. Lineage: Eukaryota; Fungi; Ascomycota; Dothideomycetes; Mytilinidiales; Mytilinidiaceae.